CUUAAGGGGAUCUUGAAAAGGAGUAGGGGAGCUAGAUGGAGUGAUUUUCCUUUGGACGGAAACAACUGGCAAGCCAAAAGGAGUCCAGACUAAGGGGUGGUGGAAAGUCUUGGAGGUCGUUAAAAAUCAUGGCAAUUGAACAUUUUUUUAAAAAGCAGAAACGAUUCAAUUCCUAAAUGAAGUCAGCGAGUUUUAGGCAUGCCCACAUUGACUUCUGUCUUAAAGGUUUAGACACGUGAACUGGAGCUGGGACACACAUCCAGGGACCUCAGAAAAGGCUGAUAUCUUAAAAGGUCGUCCUGCUGUUCCUGGAGCUGGUGACAGGUCUGGUUACCUACACAGCCGGCUCCCACCGAGUUUAGAAGAGCUAGCAUCCCUACUGGCCCAGGCCUUUACACGCUCCUCCCCAGGGGCCGCCAACUCUCCCGGGUACAAAGUACAGCAGGGACGCGGGCGGAGCCUCGCCGGGCGGCACGGCCGUAUCCAUCCCGGGUGAACACCUGCAUGGAUUUCCGAUACCGCGCCUGGCACGCUCGCCGCGGGUUGUGGGGGAGUGGAGAGGGCGAAGGCUCAGGCUCCUUCCGUGCUCCCAGCCCCGUGUCCGCCUUUUUGCACUCGCUAUUCCUCUGGGAGACGCAGGGGGCUCUGGGCACUACAAGCUUUAUUAAAAGAUUCGCAGUGGUUUUUCUCGGGCUCCUGAACACACCAGCCCGCGAAGAGCUGCGGGGUUGUAACGCAUAAGCCCUAACGCACGGCUGCUAUCCUUCCACGAUCUAGCGCUUGCGGCUUAGGGUCAGAUUAAGCGAUUCUCAGAGUAUCUGUGUGGGCGCCUGUGCUGGGGUCCCGUCCAAGGAAAGGAGUGGGACCGCGCGAAGAACGUCACCGCGCUACCAGACAAGCACAGGCACUUUGCACGGGCCAUCUACGCGUCGCUCUGGAGGUAGCGCGCCCUGGCCCCAGCCCAGGCAGCUGCGGCGAAGGCGGCGGCAGCAGGGGCCCCGGGGCCGGCGCUGCAGACGGGAUGGAGGAGCCGGGGCGAAAUGCGUCCCAGAACGGGACCUUGAGCGAGGGCCAGGGCAGCGCUAUCCUCAUCUCUUUCAUCUACUCCGUGGUGUGCCUGGUGGGGCUGUGUGGGAACUCCAUGGUCAUCUAUGUGAUCCUGCGCUAUGCCAAGAUGAAGACGGCCACCAACAUCUACAUCCUCAACCUGGCCAUCGCCGAUGAGUUGCUCAUGCUCAGCGUGCCCUUCCUGGUCACCUCCACGUUACUUCGCCACUGGCCCUUCGGCGCGCUGCUCUGCCGCCUCGUGCUCAGCGUGGACGCAGUCAACAUGUUCACCAGCAUCUACUGUCUGACUGUGCUUAGCGUGGACCGCUACGUGGCCGUGGUGCACCCCAUCAAGGCAGCACGCUACCGCCGGCCCACUGUGGCCAAGGUGGUGAAUCUGGGUGUGUGGGUGCUGUCGCUACUCGUCAUUCUGCCCAUCGUCGUCUUCUCGCGCACGGCGGCCAACAGUGACGGCACGGUGGCCUGCAACAUGCUCAUGCCCGAGCCCGCCCAGCGCUGGCUUGUGGGCUUCGUGUUGUACACAUUUCUCAUGGGCUUCCUGUUGCCCGUCGGGGCCAUCUGCCUGUGCUACGUGCUCAUUAUCGCCAAAAUGCGCAUGGUGGCCCUCAAGGCCGGCUGGCAGCAGCGCAAGCGCUCGGAGCGCAAGAUCACCCUGAUGGUGAUGAUGGUGGUGAUGGUGUUUGUCAUCUGCUGGAUGCCUUUCUACGUGGUGCAGCUGGUCAACGUAUUCGCAGAGCAGGACGAUGCCACGGUGAGCCAGCUGUCGGUCAUCCUCGGCUAUGCCAACAGCUGCGCCAACCCCAUUCUCUAUGGCUUCCUUUCUGACAACUUCAAGCGCUCUUUCCAGCGCAUCCUUUGCCUCAGCUGGAUGGACAACGCCGCCGAAGAGCCAGUCGACUACUACGCCACGGCCCUCAAGAGCCGCGCCUACAGCGUGGAGGACUUCCAGCCCGAGAAUCUGGAGUCCGGCGGCGUCUUCCGUAAUGGCACCUGCACAUCACGAAUCACGACUCUCUGAGCCCAGGCCACGCAGGAUCCUUGCGCCAGGAGGAGAGGAUGAGGAGAAAGAGAGGCCGGGUGUGAGAGAUGGAAGUGUCCCAGGCGUCAGGGUGCGAUGAGGAAAGUGGGGCUAGGACACUGUGCGCUUCCGGUGAGGAACCCGGGAGAGACGCGUGACAAAGAGUCGGACGCUUUGUUUAUAAACAGGGACGGCUUCCGGGCCCCUUUCAGCUCGGUCUCCUACUUUCGCUCCUUCCUCCACCGCGCUUGCACUUCUGCACCCCUCUCUGCUCCCCACUCUGCGAUGUUGGUCUUUCAGCCCCGUCCUGCCGGUGCAGUUCAGGAAUUUAUUAAUGUCGCCGGCUCAGCCCGACCCUCAGCCCCGCCAGCUGUUAUUUCUGUUUAAGCUGAGCCACGGCCACCACCACGGAUUUCCCUCAGGGCAAGUCCCCAGCUCGCCCUCAGCCCCGCCCUGCCGCGCCCCCUCGCUCGCCAGAUUCUGACUGACGCCCCUAGAGGAGUCUCAAGAGCCGCCGCUCUCCGUCUCCUCAGCCCUCCUUUAAGGGAAGUCGGACUUGAGAAGGACCUGGGCGGCCGGUCUUUCUCCUCCUCUCGGGUGAAGGCGCGCCCUUCCCCGAGCUCCUCCACCCCCACUCCACCAAGAGCGGAGCCAGGUGCUUAGUAAAAUCGGUCCCGCGCUUCGAACCCCGGUCCAACCCCUUAUCCAAACCCUGCCUUUGGAGCAAAAGGGAGCUGAGAACAAGCAACUUUCUUUUUUUCUUAACGAUUCCGAGAUUUGGGAAGGGGGAGAAGGGCUUGUGAUGGACCCUCCCGCCCGGUUCAUAAACGGCGCUUUUGGUUUCGAAGACCAAUUCUCCGGGCACUCCCGGGACGCUGGACCGCGUUAGGCCAGGCAGGACAGGACGCACCCUCCCCACGAGCCGCCCGGGUGCGUGGCUGCAGCUACACUCAGCUUUCUCCCUCGCCCGAGCUUCUGCAGGUGCAGAGCCAAGAGAAACAAGGGGCACCGGGGCCGGGACCUCGGGUGACGCCCUCCGAGUCUCGCUUGGCCCAUCUGGACCGCAGUGCUGCCGCCUGCAGGCUAGAGAGCGCGGCCCGCCAGGCCCCUGAGGGCUUCUUCUGUCUUUCAAGCGGUGCCUAAUAAGUUAUUUUCUUGCCUCACGUAUUUAUUUAUUUAUUUGUGGUAUUUGAAAAACGUCUCUGCUUUCCCUUUCUCUACUUUCCUAGCCCAGGGCCUUUUCUUCAGGACACUGGGGGUUGGGCGGGCGUGGCGGUGGCAGUGGGGGAAAGCUCUCUUCCCAAGGCCCUCUCAAAACUUCUCUUUGCUAGGCCCUCUUUACUUAUCCCUUCCUCUAGCCUUUCUAUUUUUUGCUUGUGUCCGGUGAAGUUUGGAGAUUUCUUCACACUUUUCUUAUGUAGUCUUUUGUCUUACAAUAAAUGAUAAUGUGGGUUAGCCUUCUCCCAUGCAGAGUGGAAAGUCUUGAACGCCUAGCUUUCAGCAUCACCUAUAUAUGAUUUGAAUAUAUAUAUAGUAUAGUAUUCAAAUCAUAAUAAAUCCACAUACUAUAUAUAUUUGUUUAUCUUGCUCCCUUGUCAUGAGUCCAUGAGACAGUCUCCAGAUGCAGUCACUAGCAGUGACAGGUGUGAGACUGGCUAGAACAUUUCCAGAUAAGAGGGUUGAGGCAGCCCUCAAACUUGAAAUUUAGAGAUCUGAUUCAGACAGACUUUAAUCAGUGCUGAGGAUGUCCCUGCCUCCUCUAGUUUCAGGCAUAUGUGAUUCUAACACACAAUCUAGUUAACAUCAUCACUUCUUUCAAAGACAGUGAAAGUAGAGUAAUUUGUGUCUGUGUUUAAUCUGACCAGCUACACUGGAAGCCUGAGCAGGGCAAGGACCAGUCAUUUUACUUCUUUGUAUUUCCUGUAUUGCUUUAGUAUGCUGGAGUGUACAUAGUAGGCACUACAUACAUGUUUGUUGGUUAUCUGUUUAAGUAAACCAGGGUGUAUUACAAUUGGGAAAUACUAAACCUGGGGUUCUCAGGCUCUCUCACUGACAUGAUACACAAUGGUUGCAAUUACUAUGGAAACAUGUUUCGUGUAUAGUUGCUUCAAGAACAUCGUGCUUUCCUGAAAGCAGUAAGCAAGAGUUAAAAUGCUCCCUAACGUUUUGUUUGAACUAAUGCACAAAUAUGCUUUGGUCAUAAAUCUCAAAGUUUAGAUCUGUCAUUUAAUAAUAAUACAUAUUACUACUCCUUUGGAAAACAGAUUUUUAAUGGUUAAGAACAGUGAAAUUUACAAAUCAAAAUCUUGAUCAUUAUCCUCUUUAAGAGGACAUGAAUCUAGUGCUCUUAAUCUGUUACCACUGUAAUAAUAACUAAAUAAACAAAUAUAUUAUGUUGUUGCAA
Molecule: messenger RNA, 4490 nt
Organism: Vicugna pacos (alpaca)
Lineage: Eukaryota; Metazoa; Chordata; Mammalia; Artiodactyla; Camelidae
Source: RefSeq, a predicted model, not a curated record